This is a messenger RNA of Exophiala aquamarina CBS 119918, 636 nucleotides long. RefSeq lists its product as uncharacterized. NCBI's taxonomy places the organism in Eukaryota, Fungi, Ascomycota, Eurotiomycetes, Chaetothyriales, Herpotrichiellaceae. The record is from RefSeq and is a predicted model, not a curated record. Gene Ontology annotation, molecular function: structural constituent of ribosome. The transcript has 2 exons. Gene Ontology annotation, cellular component: mitochondrial ribosome; mitochondrial large ribosomal subunit. Gene Ontology annotation, biological process: mitochondrial translation. Bases 1 to 636 code for a protein of 211 amino acids.
AUGGCGGCAGUGACUCGAGGCAUCUCUUCUGCUUCGGGCAGAUCGACAUCGAUACCCGUCUUCCUUGUCCCUGCAUUUUCACGACCAUGUUCUUCCCGUCCAGUUACUUCGUCUCGAUCCUUCUCCAGCAGCGAACCCCGAGGAAAACGUCAAACUAAAGCUGGUGAAACCAAUAAGAAGCGGGGUGUAUCGGCUAUGCGAGGCACUGGACCUUUGGUCAACAGAGGGCUUUGGGCAUAUCCCCUCCCAGAACCUGUCGCCCGUUCGCGUGUGCCUAAACAAACGGACUAUGAGGAUACAGCCGACCAUGGUCUCUGGCAAUUCUUCCAUGCAGAUAGAAAAGCCCUAGUUCCGCCAGAAGAGGAAUCCUCACAUGGUCGUGCAUGGAGCUAUGGCGAACUGUCUAUCAAAAGUUUCGAAGAUUUACACAAACUCUACUGGCUCUGUAUAAAAGAGCAAAACCAGAUCCUUACUCGUUCCAGAGAGAUGUCACGUGUCCGUGCAGGUUUUGGAGACCUGGAGCUCGAAGAGAAGAGAAAAGUGGUAAGUCGCGCCAGAUCCUGUGCAAGAUAUCUCUUAUCCUAUGAUGAGCCUCAUCCUUUCACUCGCCGAUAUGAGUGCUACAAGACUGCUUAA